AUAGUACGUGAUGAUGUCAUCCGAUAUUACAUCAAAACAAACUGAUCUGCAGGUACACCCUCCACGCGACGAACGCUUUACCUCAACCUUCGAACUCCGGCCAAUUUUCCAGACCCACCUUCGUCGCGUGCGCAUUAAGACCGCAACGAUGCCUUCAUCCAAGGGAAAGCCAACAGACCCCAAGCUUCGUGAGAAGGUCAAGGAGGACGUGAAGGCGAAGCCCAACAAGGACGGCAGCGGCAAGGGCCAAAUGGCGGCAUGGAAGGCUGCCGAAAUCUCGAAGGAGUAUGAGAAGCAAGGUGGUGGUUACGAGAACGAGGCUGGCAGCAAGAAUGAGCCCAAGAAGGGUGAACCAGAGGCGAAGUCCGACAGCAAGAAAAAGGCCGAGGAAAAGAAAGCAGACGCGAAGAAAGACAGUGAAGAGGAGCAAGAGGCUCCCGCAAGCGCACAGAAGCCGAAAGCCAAUGUAGGAAAGAAGGCUGAUAAGAAGGCCGACGAGAAGGCGAGCGAUGAGAAGGAGAGCGAUGGGAAAGCCGAAUCCAAGAAAAAGGCAGCACCGAAGAAGGCAGCGGCGCCCAAGAAGGAGAAGAAAGUACCUCAGGAGGGCACCAGGCGGAGCACUCGAACAGCGGCUAAGAGGAACUCCCCAAUCAAGGAGGUCGACACUGACGCCGAUGAUGACGAGGAUGAGGCACCGAAGAAGAAGAAGUCCAAGAAGUCCAAAUCCUAGUGUAUCUCAACGACGGCUGCUUCAUUGGUUUAUUGGUGGUUGGUUAGCCAGAGGCUGGGUCUCAAACGCAACCGAGCUCCUACGUUCGCGCGGCGCGGUGCCAGCGCCACAGGUCCUAGUGCGGAGAGCGGGUCGGUUUUUGAUAGUGAUUUAGCUGAGUCGUAAUGAUAUUCUUAUACUACA
Messenger RNA from Boeremia exigua, 913 nucleotides. RefSeq lists its product as uncharacterized. The transcript is spliced from 2 exons. Lineage: Eukaryota; Fungi; Ascomycota; Dothideomycetes; Pleosporales; Didymellaceae. Bases 11 to 730 code for a protein of 239 amino acids. The record is from RefSeq and is a predicted model, not a curated record.